AUGUCAACAACUCUCUCUCUGAGACCUUCCCAGAUUGACGAUGUGGAGCUCAAGUUUCUCCGGGAACAGACUGGAAUAUCCGAUCCAGCCAAACUGAAAGAGCAUGUCUUAGCCGUGCAGACAAAGGCUUAUGAGAUCUAUGGAUACCCUUGUAUCCGUCUGUUUUCUUUCGUCAGAUUGCGAAUAUCUCGACUUCCGGCCUAUGUCAAGGUUUUGAAUCUCCUUCGUGAACGGCCAACCGCACUCUGUCUUGACUUGGGCUGUUGCUGUGCGUUUCGUUUGAACAAGACUCGAAUGCUAGCGAGCGCUCACCAUGUUAUAGUUGGCACAGAUGUGCGUAAACUUGCAACAGAUGGUUUCCCAAUCGAACAACUCAUUGCAAGUGACUUACACAAGGAGUUCUGGAAUUAUGGUCAUGAACUAUUUCAAACCACACCAGAAACACUGCCAAUCAAGUUCCUUGAAGGCGACAUUUUCGAUCCAGGGUUCAUGCAAGCAACUACAUCCCCGUUAGAAAGUCCACUCAAGCUCGACACAAUCACCUCACUUACUCCAUUAGCGGGUCAGCUCUCAGUUAUCCAUGCAUCGUAUUUCUUCCAUCUGUUUUCCGAGCACAAACAGCUUGAACUUGCGAAAAUUCUAGCAAAGCUCUUGUCCCCACAGCCGGGGUCACUUAUCCUGGGCGCUCAUACCAGCAGGGAAGAACAGGGUACCAGAACACGUCCAUAUCGCGGCCAGGGAGAUCAGGCAGGCGAAAUGUUCUGUCACUCUCCGGGUUCAUGGGUAGAACUAUGGCAGUCGGUUUUUCCAACGGGGAGUGUACAGGUAGACGCGAGAUUGGUGAAGCGUGGCGAUCCAGGAAGUCAUCCAGCAGAUAUGGUGGCACCAUUGGACGUCGCCGACGCUGGAGUGCUCGAAUGGUCUUGCAUGAGACUGUAA
Messenger RNA from Mycena indigotica, 939 nucleotides. Its product is annotated as Methyltransferase ausD. The coding region runs from base 1 to 939 and encodes 312 amino acids. The record is from RefSeq and is a predicted model, not a curated record. NCBI's taxonomy places the organism in Eukaryota, Fungi, Basidiomycota, Agaricomycetes, Agaricales, Mycenaceae. The transcript has 4 exons.